This is a messenger RNA of Sinocyclocheilus rhinocerous, 1530 nucleotides long. Its product is annotated as MICOS complex subunit MIC26-like. NCBI's taxonomy places the organism in Eukaryota, Metazoa, Chordata, Actinopteri, Cypriniformes, Cyprinidae. The transcript has 9 exons. Gene Ontology annotation, cellular component: MICOS complex. Gene Ontology annotation, biological process: cristae formation. The coding region runs from base 132 to 752 and encodes 206 amino acids. The record is from RefSeq and is a predicted model, not a curated record.
UCGCAGGCCUGCCGUAGCAGAACGUUGUUCUCAAGAAAAAAUAAUGCCAAAUCUUGGGACAAUAGUCAAGGUUAUUAUGGCGUGUUUCAUGUUUGUUUCCUCUGCCCUUCCUUGUUGAGGUGGUGCUGCCCAUGGCAGUGCCCGGAGCCCUUGGCCUGAUGUCUGCCACUGUUUUUGCUGCAAGCGAGGCCAAAGAAAAUAACACCACUCUAAUGACUAAUGAGCUUUCACUCUAUGACACACCUGAGUCCCAGCUGAGGUACGAGGAGCCCGAGGUCGGUACUGUUGAACAGGGUGUAGCAUCUCUGAGGAAGACAGUGGAACCUUAUGUUUCAUGGUGUGAGGAAAAUACACAUUUUGCCGUGGAGAAAGUACAGUCUUACUACAAGACAGUUGAGCCUGGUGUGAAUACCACCCAUAGUAUUGUAAAAGAUAUGUAUGCGUUUUUGAAUGACCCUCCAUCUGAGUUCUAUGCCAGUGUGGGUGUUAUAGGAUUCUCUGGAAUUCUGGGACUUUAUUUAGCAAAAGGCAGCAGAGUCAGGAUGCUGAUGUUCCCCACUGGGCUGAUGGCUCUGAGCGCCUCCAUGUUCUACCCACAGCAUGCCGCUUCUGUUGCCAGGACCACAAAACACUGCAUAUUUUCCUGGGGUUCAGAAGGGCGAGUUGUUUUGGAGGAGAUGCUGAGAGGGAAAUCAUCAUCCAAGGACAAAGUUGAGAAGACACAGAAAACAGCCAGCCAAAAAUCAAGUUGAGACAGCAGUAAGUUUUAUUAGGAGUUCCUGCUUUGCACCUGGAUUCUGUUCUCUUAUCAGUGCACUGAUCAGUUUUGGUAUUUGCUAUAUUAUUGUGUUGGUCGUGUUUACUGGGACUGUAUAUUUGUGUUUUCUGUGCAAUGUAUAAAUGUACUUUUGCACAUAAAUGUACACUGCAGCAGUAAGCAGUUGGACCAACCUGAAAAAGAGAGCUACAUACCUGACUUGCACUGAAAAUUCCAGACAUUUUUCAACAACUCAGUGAUUUUUAGGUCUUACUGAUGGUUCCAAUUGUAUUUCCAGAAUUUUCUAUACCAGUGUUGUUGCAUUCUCUAGAACUUUCCUGUGCCACUAUACAAAGAUCAAACUUAAAACUUGCAUAAGUUUUUAUAAUCUUCACACACUUAUGAUUUCACAAACCUCAUUAAUAAGAGUCUGUCCCAUGUAUCAUGAACCUAGUCUGGACAUAAACAAAGGGAUAUUCUGCAAAGUACAGUAUUCUCCAGGAAAGUUAUGCAGUGCAUUCUGUGUUCAUUCACUAUACAGUGCAGAUAGUCUGUGUUUUUAUCCUUUUAUCACUAUGACUUUGACCACUAUGACUGGGAGGAAAGCCUGAAGGUGUUAACUUAUGCAUAUAAUAAGGGCCGUAGCUAGGGAAUUCUGGGCCCCCUGAAAAAAUAUUGAUGCGGGCCCCCUAACAGGUGAGGUAAACGUUCAGGAAUGUGAAAGAAUGCAGUCACAUGUAAAAUAAAACCACUUAAAAUGAUAAUUUUCUUCA